AUGGUUGAGAUGCUUCCUCCAACUCCAACCGCGGCUGCCGAAGCGCUCUCCAUCCUCCACGGAGCUGACGCCGCCCGCCUCCUCCCCGCGUCCGGCAUCGCCCCGACCCCCGAGCUGCUCCAGCACCUCCGCCCCGCGCUCCCGACCCUCCCGGACUCCGCGAUCCCGGCACUCGCCCGCUGGGCCGGCGCCGCCACCGCCGUCUCCCUCCUCGCCUCCCGCCGCCUCUUCGCCGCCGCCUGGCGCUUCCUCCUGCUCCCGCCCGCCGCAUCCUCCCCGCCGCCGCCGCUCGCCGCGUUCGCGCCGCUCCUCCGCCGCUACGCCCGCCUCGGCCGCACCAACUCCGCGGCCCGCGCGUUCCGUUUCCUCCAACGCCACCUGACCGCUACGCCGUCGAAAGCGACGACGGCGCGCCGGCUGCCGAGGCGGCGGUAUCCCCGUUGA
Messenger RNA from Miscanthus lutarioriparius, 444 nucleotides. Lineage: Eukaryota; Viridiplantae; Streptophyta; Magnoliopsida; Poales; Poaceae. The record is from the annotation of a GenBank genome assembly.